ACAGCUUAGCAAGCUGGCUCCUUCCACUCUGCCCACCAGCAUCUCAUCUCCCCUCUUCAGUGGGCACCAGGAGCAUCCCUGAGAGCCAUGGGCACCUCGUCUCUCUGCAGCGCUGGCCCUUGGAUGCAGCCAAAUGCACGGGAGCACGAGGGGGACAUUGUUGGCACCUGCUCCCUGUCUCCUGUCCUUUGACGCUGCAGCAGAGACAGCUCUUGGAUUCCCUGAAAAGACUACACAAAGCUGGAAAGAGUGAGUGAUCACCACCACCGUGAGUCGUGACCCAAUUAGGAUUCCAGCAGAUAUGGACAAACUGGAAUGCUGGGCCCAACCCCAAGGAUGAUGGGAAGUCUGGCCUUGACACUCGUGGUGGCUCUGGGGGUGGAGAGCAGGGCCGUGAGGGGCCUGGAAACAGUCACAGACUUUUGAAGAGACAGAAGUUUGGCCUAGAGAUAGGUGGGGGGAGCAGGUGGGCACUCAGAUGUCUGUCACGUGGUGAUGAACGGGCUUGGCUAUCUUGCUUCAGAGGAUUUAAGCUGGAAGCAGGGGAGCAGGGUCCCGGACAGCAGAUCCCCGGCUGUAGGAGGGAGGUCUGCCUAACACUUUGAGCUGCCCAGCAAGGCCAAAGGAGGCUUUGCAAGUGAGCAGGAGCUGGGUCCUAGGAAUCCAACCGAGGGGAAAGGCCUCGUCCUGAACAGGCCAGGGAGAAAUUCUGCUUUGUGUCAGAAGUUGGACUCAGGUCUCUUCCAAGUGAGCAUUUAUCUAUGCCUGAGGCCCACCCCUCCGUGGGAUAGUUCCUGCAAAGGGGCUGCCGGAUGGGUGUGAAUCACAGGAAGCCAGUGAGGGAGGCGCUGAGAAAGAGCUGUUCACCAUGGGGUGGGGGUGGGGUGGCCGUCCUCCAGGACCAGCAGGGGCUCCUUCUGGUCGAGACAGGCUUCUCUGAGAGGUGGCUGGCCCAACGCGUGAGAACCAGGGGCCACAGGUGACACAUUUAGUCAAUUUCCCAAAGUUUGCACCUCAGAGUACUAGUUCCAAAGGAGAUUAAACUUAGAAAAAAGGGCUCAAUGACCAAAGAAUUUUAAGAAAUGCUGAAUUAAAGAUUCCUUAUUUGCUGCAAUACUGGUCAGAGGCCUUUCACAUGCUAACGGGAUAUUCUCCAAGAGAGGAGAUACCCUCAUCUCCAAUUACUGUCUUUAGUUUAAAAAAAAGAAAAGGAAAGGUGUUUGGAGUGGCAGAGAUAAUGCUGUUUUUCACCAAAUCUUCCUUCCCUCUUUCCGGAUACCCAGGAAGACCACAUUCCCAGCCUCCCUUCAAGUUAGGUUGGAGAUCAUAACUAAUUCUGGCCUCUGGGCUGGGAGUGGAAGUAACACGGGUCUUUUCUGAGCCAAAGCACUUCAGAGCUGGCACAAGCCUCCAGUUCCCUCUCCCCUGCCUCAGUGAUGGGCCUCCGUGCAGGCACAAGGUGGAAGCAAUUCGAAUCAGGGAGUCACCUGACUCAGAAGACUUCUCACCAGCCAGAGAAGCCCUUGCGUUCGGCCACCGAAAUGUCACCGCAGUGCGCUGAGCCCUCCUGACUAAUACAUUACGGAAAUAUGUCCAGGGAAAAGGCUGCUACACACACUGGAAAGGUAGUCCUCGGCUGUUUCCUGUGAGCCCUUGGACACUGCUCAAGAUGUCCCCUUUUUGUUGUUGGGGACUGUGUGUGGCCUUUCUCACCCUGCUCUGCUGCCCAGGGUCUGGUGAGGAGGCAUUCGAGGUACGCGUGUCACCAGAGCAGCUGAUGGUGAAGUCCGGAGGGUCUGGGGUGAUUAACUGUAGUACCAACUGUACCCACCCUAGCAAGGGUGGUCUGGAGACCAGCCUAGACACAAUUGUCCUUCAAAAAGACCAACAGUGGAUAUCGUUUAUGAUCUUCAACGUCUCCCAGAAUUCGAGUAUGCGUUGCUAUUUCUGGUGUUCCGGGAAGCUGGGGUCCAAGAGGCUCAACAUCGGAGUGUUCUACCCUCCAAAGCAAGUGCUGCUGAAGCUGCAGCCCACGCGGGUGGCCGUAGGGAGCCCGUUCACCAUCGAGUGCAGGGUGCCCUCCGUGGCGCCCCUCGAGGGCCUCACUGUCACCUUGCUCCGUAGCACUGAGGUCUUGCACAGCCAGACCUUUGAGGGGACAGCACUUUCCCCUCAAGAGGCCAUGGUCACGUACAGCGCCGAGGCUCAGCUGGAAGACAGCUCCCACAACUUCUCCUGCCAGGCCAAGAUGGACCUGCGGUCUCGCGGUGUGAAGGUCGUUGACAGCGUCUCAGACUCCCAGGCGCUGGAGGUCUUUGAGCCUGUGCAAGACAACUGGAUGGUGAUUAUCGUGGUCGUGUCGGUGCUGCUCCUGUUUGUGACAUCCGUCCUGCUCUGCUUUGUCUUCGGCCAGCAGGGUAACCAGAGGCGGAGAGGUAUCCACAAGGUGCAAGCUGCUUGGAUGAGGCUGAGAGGGACCCACCCAGCACAGCCUGCCUGAGCGGCAUGGCCACUGGAACUGAGUGUGGCUCCUUAGGGUUGUGGUCCAGCCCUGGCUGAAGGACUGUGACAAGCAGCAGAGGACUUGGGGCCAUUUCUUUUCCUAGUCCGAACACACACCCCUGGACUUAACCCCAUGCCUCAGUCUCCUCCUGGGAAUGGCCAGGAAGGGGACCCACCAGGCCUUGCUGGACUUCUGUCUCCAAAUGUCUCGUCAGCCUCCCUCCACCCUCUCCUUCACAGGGGCCUUCCAGAGCCCCAGCGAGCCCAGGCCCUGGGCGCCUCCAUGCUGACCAGCCCAGGCACCGUUCACUCACCCUCAUCCGCCCUGAGUGACUCAUUCCUCCUGGGGGAGGGUGGGGGAGACGCAAUCUGGCCAGAGGAGCAGUGAGACACUGUUCCCCCAUGGCCCUCUGGAAACACAGGCGACUUCCCGUUGGAGCAGGACAUGGCUCUGACCUCUCCUUUCUCCCAACAGAGCCAGCUUACAGGGUAAGAGCAGGAGCCCCGAGGGUCUCCCCCAUCACUGGGCCUUCAGAGAGCCAUGGAUAACAUAAGCAGUCCUGUCCUCAUACUUCCCGCUCAUUAUUGGGCCAAACCGAGAUACUGCAGCCCUAGUCAUCCCAGAAGGAGGGGAGGGGAGGAGGUCGAAGGGGGUAUCUGGUUCUCAGGCCUUCCCUAGCCCAGGCAG
Molecule: messenger RNA, 3190 nt
Organism: Camelus dromedarius (Arabian camel)
Lineage: Eukaryota; Metazoa; Chordata; Mammalia; Artiodactyla; Camelidae
Gene: ICAM2
Product: intercellular adhesion molecule 2
Exons: 6
Coding region: 1670-2500 (276 amino acids)
Biological process (GO): cell-cell adhesion
Cellular component (GO): plasma membrane
Molecular function (GO): integrin binding
Source: RefSeq, a predicted model, not a curated record